CGGCAGGAGCAGCAGCAGCGGUAGCGGCGGCGGUGGGCGCAGUGGGUAGACUGACGAGCGGGCACAGACGGUAGCACGGCUCCCGCGCGCCAUGCCCCGGUUGCCCGGGGGACACUAGCACCCGCGUCCCUAGCCUGGCACGGGCCCUUGGCGCGUUACGCUCCGCGGCAUUCUGGCUGAGCGGAUUUAUCGGCGAUCCGAAACCUCCCACCCCUGCUCGCUCACACUCCCCACUCACACUCCCCACACCACACACUCACUCUUCCUUUCUCUCACACAUUCACCCACAGCCCGAGACAGAAAGAGACUGCGAGAUAGACCUCCGAGUGCUGGAGCGCCCGGGAGGGAGUGAGCCCAACGCAGCGCGGCCAGCGCCUCUCCAGGAGGAUGGAAUCAAGUCGCUCCCGCAAGUAAACUUUGGCGGCGACAUAACCGUCGACCGUGGCAGCUGCUGAGGCGGACCCCAGCGACAUGCAACUGAGCUAGGAGGGCUUCCUACCGCGGCGGCGGCGGCGGCGGCGGCCCUCGGAGCGACACCCCAGCCCAGACUGAGGGAGGAGGAGAAGCCCCUGGUACCUGCGGCGUCGGCCCCGCCUCUCCUGGCCGGUACUGUUGUUGCUUUGCCUCCCCUCCUCCCCAUUCCCCGCCCCCCGGGCCAUUGGAAAGACCCGGACUUCUAUUUUCUUGGACAAAUUGCCAUCGGCCCGCUUUCGCAAACUUGACGUGGAGGCUCGGGCUGCGUUGGUAACUGUGAUUUUCGAGACGAAAACGCCCGCAGUCCAACUGCUCUGUGGGGGUGGCUCCGUGCCCAUCUCCGAUCCUGGACACACGCGCCCCUCAAGCCUUCUGAAGCCAACCACAGUGCAAGGGAGCGCGUUCUCGUCUCGGCAGCCUCUCUCCCCUCCCCCUUCUUCUGCCGGCCCGGGGAGAGGCGUCCCGCUCAGCCGGAUACUCUGGCGGCUGCGGCGCUUGACAGCAACUCAGACUCCCUCCUGCGACCCCCCUUUCUCCCCAACAGGCCUCGAAAAGACCAGCGUGACCCCCCCGGACGCGGGGCGCGUCCAGGCGGGUCCUGUCUCCGCAGUGAUCCAGGAGCACUGGGGGGGAGGUCCUUGCGCAUGCCAGGUGCACAGACUACGCGAUAGCCAGCCCCAGUGCAGGUGCGCCGCGGCGGGCCGGGCACUGCUUGAGAGGCUGUACCCUCACUGCACUCCCCGCCUUCGCCUCAAGCGCGGUCAGGACUCAGCAGCGCGUCGACCCGGCCGCUCAGACGCCGUCCGACCCGCAGCCCUGCGCCGCUGCGGCCAGUCGAGCCCGGCUAACUUUGAAGGGGGAAAACUGAGUAGCCGGGCUGGAGGGAGGGGGCUCGGGGCCGCGCGGCGCUCCCUCGGCCCCCCGGAGCCCCCGGGUCCCCCGCGAGCCCCCGCCCGGUCCGCCGCAACCUCAGCAUUGGAGCCGGCGCGGGUGUCCCCCCCGCGCCGCCGGGCCGCCCUGGGCGAGACUCCUCCGGCGGCCUCCGGGGCCCCGGGGCGCGCGCAACAGGCGGCCCGAGUCGGCGGGAAGCUGGAGCGCCGGCGGCGUCGGCCUCGGAGGGGUGUGGAGAGGCGAGGCCAGGCAGAGCCCCGCGCAGCCAUGGAGUCGCUCCUGCUGCCGGUGCUGCUGCUGUUGGCUGUACUGUGGACACAGGCGGCCGCCCUCAUUAACCUCAAGUACUCGGUAGAAGAGGAGCAGCGCGCCGGGACGGUGAUCGCCAACGUGGCCAAGGACGCGCGCGAGGCGGGCUUUGCACUGGACCCACGGCAGGCCUCUGCCUUUCGUGUGGUGUCCAACUCCGCUCCGCACCUGGUGGACAUCAACCCCAGCUCGGGCCUGUUGGUCACCAAGCAGAAGAUCGACCGUGACCUGUUGUGCCGCCAGAGCCCCAAGUGCAUCAUCUCGCUUGAGGUCAUGUCCAGCUCAAUGGAGAUCUGCGUGAUUAAGGUGGAGAUCAAGGACCUGAAUGACAACGCGCCCAGCUUCCCAGCGGCACAGAUUGAGCUGGAGAUCUCAGAGGCGGCCAGCCCCGGGACACGCAUCCCGUUGGACAGCGCGUAUGACCCGGACUCGGGCAGCUUCGGCGUGCAGACGUACGAGCUCACGCCUAACGAGCUAUUUGGCCUGGAGAUCAAGACUCGCGGCGACGGCUCGCGCUUUGCAGAACUCGUGGUGGAGAAGAGUCUGGACCGGGAGACGCAGUCGCACUACAGCUUUCGCAUCACUGCGCUCGACGGCGGCGACCCGCCGCACCUGGGCACUGUUGGCCUCAGCAUCAAGGUGACCGACUCCAAUGACAACAACCCUGUGUUUGGCGAGUCCACCUAUUCAGUGACCGUGCCAGAGAACUCACCUCCCAACACGCCUGUCAUCCGUCUCAACGCCAGUGACCCAGACGAAGGCACCAAUGGCCAGGUGGUCUACUCCUUCUAUGGCUACGUCAACGACCGCACUCGAGAACUCUUCCAGAUCGACCCGCACAGCGGCCUGGUCACGGUCACUGGUGCCCUAGACUAUGAAGAGGGCCAUGUGUACGAACUGGAUGUGCAGGCCAAGGACCUGGGGCCCAACUCCAUCCCGGCACACUGCAAGGUCACCGUCAGCGUUCUGGACACCAAUGACAACCCGCCGGUCAUCAACCUGCUGUCGGUCAACAGCGAGCUGGUGGAGGUGAGCGAGAGCGCCCCACCGGGCUACGUGAUUGCACUGGUGCGGGUGUCUGAUCGAGACUCCGGCCUCAAUGGGCGCGUGCAGUGCCGUUUGCUGGGCAACGUGCCCUUUCGGCUGCAGGAGUAUGAAAGCUUCUCCACUAUCCUGGUGGACGGACGGCUGGACCGCGAGCAGCACGACCAGUACAAUCUCACGAUCCAGGCGCGCGACGGCGGCGUGCCCAUGCUGCAGAGCUCCAAGUCCUUUACCGUGCGCAUCACCGAUGAGAACGACAACCACCCGCACUUCUCCAAGCCCUACUACCAGGUCAUUGUGCAGGAGAACAACACUCCCGGUGCCUAUCUGCUCUCUGUGUCGGCCCGAGACCCCGACCUGGGUCUCAAUGGCAGUGUUUCCUACCAGAUCGUGCCGUCGCAGGUGCGGGACAUGCCUGUCUUCACCUAUGUCUCCAUCAACCCCAACUCGGGUGACAUCUAUGCGCUGCGAUCCUUCAACCACGAGCAGACCAAGGCAUUUGAAUUCAAGGUGCUGGCCAAGGACGGCGGCCUGCCCUCGCUGCAGAGCAACUCCACUGUUCGGGUCAUCAUCCUCGACGUCAAUGACAAUACCCCAGUCAUCACCGCCCCACCCCUGAUCAACGGCACCGCUGAAGUCUACAUACCCCGCAACUCGGGCAUAGGCUACCUGGUGACCAUUGUCAAAGCAGACGACUACGAUGAGGGCGAGAAUGGCCGGGUCACCUAUGACAUGACAGAGGGCGACCGCGGCUUCUUUGAAAUAGACCAGGUCAAUGGCGAGGUCAGAACCACUCGCACCUUCAGCGAGAGCUCCAAAGCUUCCUACGAGCUUAUCGUGGUGGCCCACGACCAUGGCAAGACGUCUCUCUCCGCCUCUGCGCUCGUCCUAAUCUACCUAUCCCCUGCUCUCGACGCCCAAGAAUCGAUGGGCUCGGUGAACUUGUCCUUGAUUUUCAUUAUCGCCCUGGGCUCCAUUGCUGGCAUCCUCUUUGUCACUAUGAUCUUUGUGGCAAUCAAGUGCAAGAGAGACAACAAAGAAAUCCGGACCUACAACUGCAGAAUCGCUGAGUACUCCUAUGGGCAUCAAAAGAAAUCAAGCAAGAAGAAAAAAAUCAAUAAGAAUGACAUCCGCCUGGUACCCCGGGAUGUGGAGGAGACAGACAAGAUGAACGUUGUCAGUUGCUCCUCCCUGACCUCGUCCCUCAACUAUUUCGACUACCACCAGCAGACCCUUCCUCUGGGCUGCCGCCGCUCUGAGAGCACUUUCUUGAAUGUGGAGAACCAGAAUACCCGCAAUACCAGCGCCAACCACAUCUACCAUCACUCUUUCAACAGCCAGGGCCCCCAGCAACCAGACCUGAUCAUCAACGGUGUGCCUCUGCCCGAGACUGAAAACUAUUCUUUUGACUCCAACUAUGUGAACAGCCGAGCCCAUUUAAUCAAAAGCAGCUCCACCUUCAAGGACUUAGAGGGCAACAGCCUGAAGGAUAGCGGCCAUGAGGAGAGUGACCAGACCGACAGUGAGCAUGAUGUCCAGCGAAGCCUGUAUUGUGACACUGCUGUCAAUGAUGUGCUGAACACCAGCGUGACCUCCAUGGGAUCUCAGAUGCCUGACCAUGAUCAGAAUGAAGGAUUUCAUUGCAGGGAAGAAUGCCGGAUUCUUGGCCACUCUGACAGGUGCUGGAUGCCCCGGAACCCCAUGCCCACCCGCUCCAAGUCCCCUGAGCAUGUGAGGAACAUCAUUGCACUGUCCAUUGAAGCUACUGCUGCCGAUGUUGAAGCUUAUGAUGACUGCGGCCCCACCAAGCGGACUUUUGCAACCUUUGGAAAGGAUGUCAGUGACCACCCAGCUGAGGAGAGGCCCACCCUGAAAGGCAGGAGGACUGUUGAUGUGACCAUCUGCAGCCCCAAAGUCAACGGCGCUAUCCGGGAGGCAGGCAAUGGCUGUGAGGCUAUUAGCCCUGUCACCUCCCCUCUGCACCUCAAGAGCCCUCUGCCUACUAAGCCUUCUGUGUCUUACACCGUUGCCCUGGCGCCCCCGGCCCGCGAUCUGGAGCAGUAUGUCAACAAUGGCCCUUCUCGUCCCUCUGAAGCUGAACCCCGUGGAGCUGAUGGCGAGAAAGUUGUGCAUGAGGUCAGCCCUAUUCUGAAGGAAGGUCGUGACAAAGAGUCUCCUGGUGUGAAGCGUCUGAAGGAUAUCAUUCUCUAAAUCAGUCUUGGGGAAGAAGAGAGAGAAACCAUGCUGGCUAGCAAAGAAGCAGGAGCUGAUCAUUUUAAUUGCUCACCAAUGGUUGGUUCUUGAGUGGCUGUAUUUCAGAGCUUUCCCUAAAUGUAUUGUUUAUAAGUGACUAUCAUUCUGUGACAAUCCCUCUCAUUUCAACAGGCAGCAGGGGUGUUCCGUUGGAGCAAAUUAGCUUUGGCUUGAGUUGUUCAUGGGGCCUUGAUGUUGGGGAAGCAGAGACAAAUUCAGUUGUGAAAAGUAUUAUGUAUUAAGUGUUUGGAUUUAUAUAUUUUUGUAUGUCAAAAUUAUAAUAAAAAUUACCAUUGUUUGUGGAGGAUUACAUUUUAAAAAAGCAAAAAAAAAAAAAAAGCUCUGGACACCUUUAAUAGGCUCGCCACUGUUUUGUAGUGUAGACAAGUUAAUGGUCAUUUAUUGUGUACUAUUCAUUGAUUCAGUGAUGUGAAAUCAAGCCCCCAAAUGGUUGUUUCUGAAGCUCGAGUACUUUCCGAUGCCACUACUUUGCUGUGGACAUCCCUGCUUUAAGAACCCUUUUGCUAGCUGUGCUAUUGUCAUAUUUGAUAUUGCAAAUUGCUAUGUGUGUGGUGAUGGCAAAAGGCUUUUAGAAGUUGGUGUUUUUUUUCUUAAAAAACUAAAAUAAAACUACAGAUAAAAACAAAGUGCAAACAACUGAGACAACAAGUGAAUGAGUAACACCACACAUAUAGAUUGAGUACUUGGAGGAUACUCACUCACAGAGUCUACCCACGGAGUGGUUGCUCACCACAUUGCAGGGUAUUUUUCCUGACUUUCAGUCUUCUGCCCAGAUCCAUGAUAGAUCAUUGCAGAAAGACAUUCUUGGAUAUUCUGCUAUCUAAUUUGCAGCUGUCAGAAAUACUGUGCUGAAAAUUUUAUGAGAUCAAUUUUUCUAAUUUUCAGGCCCUGAACAGGAAAGCUGCUCCUGAAGUUAUCAGUUUCCAGGCUUAGAAAUUCCUUAUCUCCAAUCAUCUAAAACUCAAAAAGACUGAAUCUAUUUUGAGUUCUAAAUAAGCAUCUUUUUAGACACACACUUCCUGAUUCAGUGUUUCCCCGUCAUGAUUAGAAUUAGACUGCAAAGCAUGUCAUGGGCUGGAAUUGAGAACUCCAUGUUGCUCUGUAUCAUAGGAUUAUAAAUAGGGAUAGAGUAAGCAGUACAAAGUGUACAUUUAGGAAAAGACAGGUAACAGGUAACAGCAUCAUUAAUUCAAUUACUGUGCCUUCUAAAUGGAGACACUUGGACACUUGAACUCGUCUUUUUAUGACUAACACUUUUUUUAAAUUAAAAAUGUGAACAGGAAACUAUCAAAAAUGCAUUACAUUUAGCUAACUCUUUGCUGUAGGCUAGGAAUACAUCUUUUUUAUUAACAAGUUUGUUACACACAUUCUUUUUUUGUUUGUUUAACAUUCCUCAAACUCCCGUUUAUUUACUGUCUAUUAAUAUUCACUAGCCAACAUAGUAUUCUUGCAGCCUAAGAGUUCAUUAUUUAAAAAUAAACAAAUAUGUCACCUUUGCUCUGCCUUGGUCUUAAAAGAGUUGUUUCUAGAGAAACAAGUUUUGUGGUUAUGUUCUCAUUUGUUUCAUUUUUUGAAAUUCAAGAGUAUCCAGCAAAAAAAGGCUUAGAGGUUAGAGCACUAAGAAUGCAAAAGAGGAUUUAUUUUCUUAAAUUUAGGUAGAUAAGUCUGAUCUUU
Messenger RNA from Delphinapterus leucas (beluga whale), 6666 nucleotides. NCBI's taxonomy places the organism in Eukaryota, Metazoa, Chordata, Mammalia, Artiodactyla, Monodontidae. The record is from RefSeq and is a predicted model, not a curated record.